AUGCUGAUACAGGUGGAAGGGUCUGUUCCCCGAAGUGGUGGUGGAGGUGAUGAUGAUGGUGAUGACGAUGAUGACGAUGAUUACGAUUCUCCAUUAACAUUACAUACUCUCGAAGAUGGAUUGAUGCCGAUACAGGUGGAGGGGUCUGGUCUCCGUGCUGGUGGUGGAAGUGAUGAUGAUGAAGAUGAUGACGAUGAUGAUGACGAUUACAAUUCUCCAUUAACAUUACAUACCCUUGAAGAUGGAUUGAUGCCGAUACAGGUGGAAGGGUCUGGUCCCCGAAGUGGUGGUGGAGGUGAUGAUGAUGAUGAUGAUAAAGAUGAUGAUGAUGAUUACAUUUCUCCAUUUACAUUAGAUACCCUCGAAGAUGGCUUGAUGCCAAUACAAGUGGGAGGGUCUGGUCCCCGAAGUGGUGGUGGAGAUGAUGAUGAUGAUAAUGAUGAUAAUGAUGAUUACAAUUCCCUAUUAACAUCACAUAGAAACGAAAAUUGA
Schistocerca serialis cubense is the source of this 492-nucleotide messenger RNA. RefSeq names its product prostatic spermine-binding protein-like. The record is from RefSeq and is a predicted model, not a curated record. The transcript has a single exon. NCBI's taxonomy places the organism in Eukaryota, Metazoa, Arthropoda, Insecta, Orthoptera, Acrididae. The coding region runs from base 1 to 492 and encodes 163 amino acids.